Messenger RNA from Brassicogethes aeneus, 924 nucleotides. NCBI's taxonomy places the organism in Eukaryota, Metazoa, Arthropoda, Insecta, Coleoptera, Nitidulidae. The record is from the annotation of a GenBank genome assembly.
GCAGUCGUCUUUUUUCAUUGGUGGUCGAAGUUUGUUCUCUGUUUAAUUUGAGAAAAUUUUGACGUUUGUUGAGUGCGAUUUCACUUGUGUGUGUAGUGAUUUUGUUUAUUAAGUAACAAUCAUAACAAUUGUUGUUAUUUUGUUAUUAGAAACGUACGGAAGAGAAAAGAUGAGCGACAAAAAAGCCCCUGGUUUUAAUGCCGUAACUAAUGAGGAGGACCGCCAACAACCAAGGAUUCGAACUUCGGAAAAAACACUAUCGGGGGUGCUGUUCCCCCUCAACAGGCUCAGCCCACUUUUAAUCCACAACCCCCACCCCAGGCUAAUCAAGUACCCACUCCACAACCUUAUGGAGUGAUGCCAGGAAUGCCGGGUGGUAACCCCUACAUGACUCUGCCGGGCCAGACUCAGAUUUACCCUCAAGGUCCUCCACCUACGUAUGAUCAAGCGUUGACUCAUCCCGCCACCAUUGUGGGACAACACAUGUAUCCACCUGGUACUAUGUACGCCGCUGGUUAUCCGACCUACUUGGGAUAUCCGACCUACGCUCCGAUGCAAUAUUAUCCAUCUUUGGGUGCUUACUCUUAUGCCAUGCAACCUGCUCAAAUGCGACCCACCAUUAUGAUUCCAAAUGGUUACGACGCAGGCGCGAGAUUCGACGGCCUCACGCAACAGGUGUUGCCGCCAGCGCCCCCUGGCGUGCCCCCAUCCGCGGCCCAGCUGGCCGCGAUGGCCGGACAUCCGGUCGCGCUCGGCCAAAAGAAGAACACAUUCAUCGCGGGAGGUUCAGACGGCGGCUACGCGUUCUGGUAGAGGCCGCAGCCCGCUGCGAUCACUAGGCUAACGAAAUUCCCCUUCAUUUUUUUCAGAACUCCCCUCCCACGGCCCGGUCACUCGAGGAUGCCUUCAACUUGGCCAAGCAAC